UGUGAAGCCGAAUCUCUGCUUUCCUGUCGGCACGGCGGCUGCAGGAGAUGGCUGCUCCAAGCUGCCAGACAUGCUUGUAGAUGUGGGGGGAUCAAAGUUGAAGGCUUUUCUGUUCCUCUCUGAUUUAGGCUGUGCUGUGCCAACGACGACACCUUGAAGGGCGAUGGGAGCGAGUGGGUGUGAAAAGGGGCGAGUAUAAAGUAGGUGCUGUAAAUGCGCUCGCAACAUUUCAUCCUUGCGCUCGAGCGGGACUGGAACCUCCGAGAGACCCGACAGAGCGCGUGCCGCUGGAACUCUACUGCGCAGAUCAACGACCAUGGCAUUGUUUUUUGACCAAUCGUUCGAUUUGGUUAAAAAAAUAAGCGUGGAGACGGAAAGAGAUUUUAUUUUCAACACAAGCAUGGUCCAGCUGACAGAUGUAACAACCAAGCAUUCGUUGUCUUCUCCUGAACUCGAAAGAAGUUACCAUGCUGAGGGGCAAAGGAAGCGGAAGAGGACGAUCUUCAGCCGCGCUCAGCUGUCAGAACUGGAGCGCGCGUUCAUGAUCACGCCGUAUCCAGACAUCACUCUGCGCGAGCGACUGGCUGCACUCACACUGCUUCCAGAAAGCAAAAUUCAGGUGUGGUUCCAAAACAGACGAGCUCGCAGUAUGAAAAGCAAGAAGUCGAGCGCAGCGGUCAGGAGGAGUCCAGCCAGGGAUGUGAGCUCUCACUCUACACCUGGAGCGACCUUUCCAUCAACCGAUCUUGAUUUAAAUCCGGAACAAAUGUAUGGUGUUCCAGAACAAAGAGCCAGCAGAGGCCUGCGUCACCAUCAGCAAAGCCUUAGACCAGCUCUCAGUCCCUGGUCUCAGAAUCUUCCGCAUCCAACGCCAUCCACACCAGCCAUUUCUCCAGAGCUGCCUGGAGGUCUCCAGUGGGGGGGCAGACAGUCGGAAACACAUGGAGCGUCAUCUGUCUCCAGCUGCCCAUCCGACAGGUUGGCUCAUUAUUCAUUCCAAGGCCAGUCGAGCGGUCACUGGCAGAUCAACUGCUUUUCAGCUCACCCUGAAGGCUUCUCUGGACAUCAGCUGAAAUCUUACUGUCCCGCCAGUCAGGCCAUAUAUUCUUCCAUGUCUGUGGACCAAGUGAUGCCUACACAUCAAACCAGUUUGGAGGAAGCACUGCAAAGACAGGCUCUGACCCACUACCCUCAGACCUCGCUGGGAGACAUCUCUGACCUCAUUUAUAAAGCAGCUGUAGUCACCAAUCUGGAAGACUGCUAGAACAGUAGUUUGAUUUAUUUAACACUAUUUUGAACUCUUUGGUGAACUGACUUAUGUGUCCUUAAAGUUGUUAAUAUGUGUUAAUGAAACACGAUUCCCCUCUUUUUUGCUAUUUUGAUCAUUGCAAAUUGUGAAGAACUAUAGUUUAGGACUGUCCAACAUGACUUUGAAAAUGAUUCU
This is a messenger RNA of Cyprinus carpio (common carp), 1444 nucleotides long. Its product is annotated as homeobox protein SEBOX-like. NCBI's taxonomy places the organism in Eukaryota, Metazoa, Chordata, Actinopteri, Cypriniformes, Cyprinidae. Gene Ontology annotation, molecular function: DNA binding. The record is from RefSeq and is a predicted model, not a curated record.